CUGUUUUGUUUUUGUACGAGGAAUCGUACGUCGCGGCGUUGAUUUAUAGAAGAACAAUUGUACUUUUGAUAAUUAAGAUAAAAUGAGAAACAUGUCUACUGUCAUACGAACAUGUAAUUAACCUGAUGUUUUCGAUCGAAUAAGACUCGUUCCAGAAAAAACACAAAAGCUUUUGACGUUUGAGCGGAAGUCGUAAAUCCCCAAAAAUACGGAUUCUUGCCGUGUACGGGGAAAGUAACUAGUUUUUACUAUCCCCUCUCCUUCGCAGCCAUAUAUCGAAACACUUGACGGGCGCCAUGAUACAUCUGCGUACUCUCUGGAGUACUCUCGUGUCUACUCUCCAGUCUACUUCCACAUGCUCGUGCGCGUCGAAACGAUUUCUGCUAUCAUCGGUUUUUCUUUAUUAUGGUUGGUCAACGCAGUAUAUCAGUAGACAAUCAGCUAUCGAACCCUAAAAGCGAUUCAUUAUACUUUUAUUUUUCUUUCGAGGGCACCAAUAGCCCCAGUUUUAGAUACUUUACUGACGCUAACAGAGAAUGCGCAUGGGCGAGUGUGGCGGGAGCAGAAUCUGACCACUACCAUCAGUGAUGGGGAAAACCCUAGGCUUUGAAUAAAUCUGAAGUUUGCUGUGACAUUUCCUUCUUUGGAAAAUGUUCAAAAGAGAAAACGAGAUAAACGCAUCGGGAAACUUCAAAUUUAUUUUUUUCGAAGCCUAGAGUUUUGCCCAUCACUGACUACCAUUAUAUUGUAUAUGUAUAUGGUCGAGCGCCAUUUGCAGGGACAAAGAUCUACGUUCGCGCCAAAAAGAAAGAGCUAACUAUGCUAGUGAUUUUCUCCUCGCACGGCAAGAAUCUGUGUGUCGACAGUUGCAUCUCAAAACAUAUUCUAAUUUCUCGGGAGUUUAUAAUUAAUAAAUGUAAGAUUUCAGAUGUUUCGAUAUACAUUCAAACAGAAUUCAAAGACAAGAGUAUAAAAAAAGAAAAGAAUAGAGAAAAAAAAGAAAGGAAACGCUGAAACCUGCUAAUGCACAAGUUUCUAAAAAAGAACAGUGAAUAUCAGAUACAUUCGCGUCGAAAUAUUCGAAUGAUACCUUGCCGUGCAAAUCACAGAAUCGUCGAAAAGUUUGGCACGUGUGAAAUAAUAUAAAACGAAAGCGGAAGAAUACUCGUAUAUUCAAACUUUCACACGUCUCAUUUUCGUUUAAAGAUUCACACGGUCGUGACGUCGAUCGAUUCGCAGAGUGUUUGAUUGUAGGAUUGUAGGAUUGUAGAGAGAUUAGAUGAAAAGAGAGAACCAAUUACGGUAUAUUCUCCAAGAGAAAGUACAAAACGACAGUUCUCACUGUAAUUAUAUGUAUAUACAAGCAUGUAAACAACAUGUUUUCGAUCGAAUACGAACCGAUUAAAAAGAAGAAGAUAAAAGAAAAGUAGCAAGAAAGUUUUGACGUUCGAGCGGAAGUUGUACACAUAUGUUUCCGACGUAGCUCCUGCAGAGUGGAGCAUGCGCAAUUUGUACGGCCUGAAUAUGUCGGCUGGGUAAAGUACGUUAACUGUUAUCAUGACUAGAACGAUUUCCUUUGGUUAAGUUCAGUGGCGUUCGCAGAUCAAGAAAAUCGUUGCGGCCCGAACGUCGAAAGGUACGAGCACGUACGGUGUAAUUGAUUCAGCAACUUCGACUCGCCAUAUUGUACAUCUAAAGAUUAAGUAGUAGAAGAGGCCUUAUGUCAAGUCGGUUCGGUAUUGGGAGGGCCGACGACGUGUGCCAAUAUGAAGAAACUAUUUUCGAAAAUCGAAAACACGUCGAAGGAACCGAACAGUUAUUUGGGAAAGGUGUUCGUGGUGGGACGUUACACCGUGACCGUCGAGGAGGUUUUGGCCGAAGGAGGGUUUGCUAUUGUAUUCCUGGUUAAAUCUUUGAGUGGACGCUAUGCUCUCAAACGCAUGUACGUUAAUAAUGAACACGACCUCAACGUUUGCAAGAGGGAGAUACAAAUUGCUAGUAACUUGAACGGUAAUAAAAAUAUCAUAGGAUAUGUGGAUAGCAGUAUCACUCAUAUAGGCGGAGGAGUACACGAAUUGUUGCUUUUGAUGCCUUAUUGCAAGUCUCAAGUUCUUCAGAUGAUGAACAAUAGAUUACAGACUGGUUUUACAGAAUCGGAAGUCCUACAGAUAUUUUGCGAUGUUUGCGAAGCUGUGUCACGAUUGCAUCAUUGCCAAACACCUAUAAUGCACAGAGAUUUAAAGGUUGAAAAUAUAUUAUAUUCCGAUGCUGGUCAUUAUGUUUUAUGCGACUUCGGUUCGGCGACCGCGAAAGUUCUUAAUCCCAGUGUGCAGGGUGCUGCCAUAGUGGAAGAAGAAAUUAAAAAGUAUACGACCCUGAGUUACAGAGCACCUGAAAUGGUUGAUAUGUAUUGUGGGAAACCUAUUACGACGAAAGCCGAUAUAUGGGCAUUGGGAUGUUUAUUGUACAAACUUUGUUUUUUCACAUUACCAUUCGGAGAAAGCACGCUCGCUAUCCAGUCAGGGAAUUUCACUAUACCGGAUAAUUCAAGAUAUAGUAGAAGCCUUCAUUGUCUGAUUCGUUAUAUGCUUGAGCCGGAUCCCGAUAGCCGCCCCGACAUUUACCAAGUUUCUGUGAUUGCUUUCCAAAUUCAAGGCAAGGAAUGCCCUGUACAAAACUUACACAAAGUUCCAACACCCGUUUUGGAAUCAUUACCCAAUCCACCAAUGGAAUCUGAAAUUGUAAAAAGAUCGUCGUUGGUGAAAACACCAAAACCAUCUCCAGUAAGUACCGUGGAGGGUACUACAGUUACUCCAAGGCAGCGACCAAAAGGGCAGGCUGUGAGCACAGGACCUAUAAGUUUAAGCGGUCAAAUCGUGAGUCAAAUAUCUGGUCAAGGAAAUCAGGCGCAAUCACAAAAUUCUGGAAUGCCAACUUCCUACGUUCAGAUCGGUCAGACUUACCUAGGACAGAAUGCGCAACAAACCGUUCAAUCGUUACCAGUGAAUCCGCAAAUCUCGAUGCAAUCACCUUUUACUCAAGCUUCCUCGCAAGCCUGCACUCCUGGUCAAAACGUUCCUUUCCCACAGACGCAAAGUCAGCCAUCGCAAAGUCCUAUGAUCAGACAAUCGCCCGUAACUGUUCAGGAGAAAAGUACAUAUUACUUCAACUCAAAGUCUACAACGAACGAAGAAAAUUUAGAGGCGUUAUUCCCGCCGUCAGGAUAUCCAGAUCCCUUCAAGGACGACACUCGAACCAUGCCACCACCCACGAAAAUACCACCUCCCGUAGCUCCCAAACCAUCUAAGACUCUUCCUAAAGCGUCUAACGUUCCCGCUACUAGUGGUCCACCUUCAAAGUUUGCACCUGUUACCCCGAUAUCAUCUAAACUGAGCAUUUCAACCGGGCCUAACAAGGUAACUCCUAUAACACCACCGACUCUGCCGAAGCCAGUGAAUAAGACGGAGAGCUUGAGUCAAAAUAUAAGUUCGAGCGCCUCUCCACCUGACAGCCCUACUCUGUCUUCUGCGCGUCACAGAAGAAACGUUAGCGAUACGAGUGCUUUCAAUAAAGCAUUCGCUAAUGAGACCACGCAAUUUCUGGCGCCCUACGAAGCCUCGGUGAAAUCACGUUCGGAAGACGGUGCAUCUCCCGAGGUUUUAACCGAUAUAAGGCCUUGUUUAGGAACUAGCGCCUCGCAUGUACGUAUUGGAGAACUUUCAAGCGUGAUAGCUAUGGAAGGAAGAUCUUUAAGUGCAGACGUAGCAGCCUGGAACCCGUUCGAGGAUGUGCAACCGUUUAAUCAGUUAACGGAAGAUCACAUUUUUGGGGCGGAGUUUGAUAAAAUUAGAAGAGGAAGUAAUACUAGUAUUAGCGGCGUAAAGAGCCGCGAGAGUCUUGUUAUGACGUGUACAGACUUACCAGAAGAUCCAUUCGAAUCCGCUCCCUUUAGUUUGCCAAGAGGAAAGAAGAACAAGAUUGGGUCAAAGACUGCGGCACUUGCUGGAGGUAAAUCCGUAAACGGUAGACCAAGGAUACCUCUGAAGCAAUGGAAGCCAGGGAUCGAAUCGAACGAGAAAGCGAUCCACCUAACAGAAAUCAGUCCCGUUUCACCGACUUUUGUUCGCGUGCCCCUGGAAAAUCGUUCCAAGUACGAAAAGUUGCCGUUCAACGCUGCAGACGCGUCUAGCGACAGCGAUAAAGACGAAACACAGGAACGAAUCAUGCAACACAGGAGAAGAGUGAAGAGUGGAGUACGCAGGAAGAGGAAAGCGAUAGCAGACGCCACGAAGAACGCCACGAUGGAGAACGAUGGAUCGAAUGACUCUAUAGGGUCUGUAGGUGACUCGAGAACUAACAACGACGAAUGUAACGAUACUAGCAACGUUCACGCGAACGAAAAAAGUUCGCUCUAUGCCAACCAAAAGCAACAAGACGAGGACGAAGAGGACGAAUGUACCGACGACGAGGACGAGUACGUAGACCAAGAUACCUUCCACGAGAAUUGCUCUAGAAUGAACGAAAGUGCCCUAGACGACGAGGACGACUACAGAAGAUCCAAGAGGCACUAUCGACCUCGACAAUUAUCGUCCCGCAUCGAUGUGGACCCUGUCGUUGGACACGAGUACGGAGAGAAGCCUUUGCUAUUGGACGACGAACUGGAUCCUGAAACGAGACCUAACGAGACUUAUGGUGAUCCAUUCGUGGGCCAGUAUGGUCCAAAACUUGUGCGCAUGGAGGAUGCUGGCAGCUCCGAGUCGUCAGCCGAAGCCAAGAACAUCAAUCCUCCUAAUAGUCGACCGAAGAGAAACGAGAAAGAUGUGUUCGCAUUGGCCCCGUUCUCAAAAUCUGGCAGCUCCAGAGGAAGCAGCAAAGGUUCAAAGAACGCGUCAAAGGACGUUAUUCGACAAGACUCGAAUAACUCUCCCUCGCAAAUGGCUAUGCCUAUUUUUGGUUCUACGCCCGAUCCAGAUGCGGAGGCCAAGCCUCUGACAAAGUACGACUUGCCACGACUACCUAGCAAAGAUAGUUACGAAGACGCGAGCUUUCCAUCAGGGGAAACGCAGCGAUCGCCACCGUUUCGAGGGAUGUCGAACGUUGAACUAAUGUCUGGUAAGACGAUGAAUGAAACAGAGGAAUCGAAAGGUGAAAAGGAACGAAAGCUCGACGAGGAGAAGAACGAAAAAGACCUCUUCGGCUCGUCUCCCUUCAGUCCCAGUGGAUUCGCGAAUCCUUUCGCCAAUCGCAUCGUGUCCAAGUACGCCACAGAGGACGAAAACAGACCUGUAGCCGCGUUCGCGAAUCGCGUACCUCUGUAUGCCAACUGCGAGGAUGUUUCCAUCCGUCCAAUGCAGUCUAGACCAUCCUCCAACUUCCGUCAUCUCGCCCAGCCUGUCCCUGCUGUUAAUUCAAAUUUUAGUGGAGUAGGGGAAGACGUAGGAAAGACCUCCAAGGACCUGUUCGGGUCCAUACCUUUCGACGAGUUUGCCCAUCUGCGGCCAAACGACCAACAGAGACCCAGUUCGGUGCAGAGACCGUAUUCCCAGCCGCCGUUACCCAUCACCAGCUUCGUCGACGACACCCUGAACGCUAUCCUCGCGGACAAGUCGCCUACCACCGCUCGAUCGACGUCCAUUCCUCAAGACACGACCUACUCGAUCCAAACUAUGCAACACACGGCUCGUAUCACCGUACAGACGGUCAACAGCGUCUCCAAACCAGACAUCACACCCGACAUAGUCUCGCCAAUGUCCCCAGAACCACUCGUUGCCGGAGACGACGCGCCCAGGCACAAGAAGGAUAAAUUUAAAGAAAAGUCCAAGUACCAUCUGAUCGACGAAAACCACGGGGAUGUCGUUAACGUUUUACCCUCGAGUCUGUUGGCCCACAAGGUGAAGUCUACUUGCCACAAGAAAUCACCCAAGACGAAAAAGUGCCCCGUCGUCGCCGCAGCGGGUUUCAGCAACAUGAGCUUCGAGGAUUUCCCCAGCGACGAGAACGAGGAGAAGCAGAUCAGAACCCCGCAGAGCAUCGCACGCUUCGAAGUGGUCAGGGAACCCGAGAAACGAUUCGGUUCCUUGAAAAGGAGAAGUAAUCCGUUCAUUUGAGAAGAGGAACACGCGAUAAAAGGCUUUACUAAAAAUAUCUAUACGGGUAUGAAGAAACUAGCAUAAUCUAACGCUCUCCAACGAACCGAAACUGAUUCCUCGACAGGUUCCGAGCGAGUUCUCGUGUUUCUUGAACGUCUUAGUGUGUAGGUCGUCGCCAAUGUUUCAAAUAACAUUGACUGUACGCGAUAGCACCUCGCUAACUAAUCUUACGAGUCUCAAAUUUUUAGGGACAAGAUAGCUAAGACAUAGCGUGGAUAGAAUAGUCAAUGGGUAUACGAGCUGGAAGAGUUAACAUUAAUAGCAAAGAGAGUAUUCGAUCAGUUAUCGGGGUGGUACCGUGGACUCGCUAUUAAGACCUAAUCAACGGCAUCGAUGUAGACUGGAAACGACGAUAACGUGCGGCGGAUAGUUGGAACGCGAAUCCAUUAACAAUUUGCGUACGAAACUGUUCGCUUGAACAAAUGAUUGGUACUAACUAAGCCUAAGAUACUAUGAUGUUUAAUAGCAUUCCAGUUUCUUCAGAAGUCAAAUAACGCGAUAGCGUUGAUAUUGAAAUUGAUAUUUAUCUGGAUAUUGGA
Molecule: messenger RNA, 6688 nt
Organism: Hylaeus anthracinus
Lineage: Eukaryota; Metazoa; Arthropoda; Insecta; Hymenoptera; Colletidae
Gene: Nak
Product: AP2-associated protein kinase 1
Exons: 13
Coding region: 1767-6107 (1446 amino acids)
Biological process (GO): protein phosphorylation
Molecular function (GO): protein kinase activity; ATP binding
Source: RefSeq, a predicted model, not a curated record